UUAUGGGGUGCUUGCCCUGUGCCUGAUGGCCUCACCUUCAAAUUUCUCACUCCCCAGUUUCCCAAUUGCUGGGAAUAGGCCUCCUUGCCUCCUGCAUUUCCACCUGGUGCAGCCUCCACCAGCUCUUGCAGGGACAACAGCAGGGGCCCCCUGGCUGGCCCUGAGUCCAGACCUGUCUUUGGAUGCCAUGUGCUCAAUUCUAAGGGCAAGAUACCUGGUGGGGGCUCUGAACCAGGCAGCACACAGCUCACGUGACUCGGCUGACACUGAAUUGAGCCUUCAGUGAGCUUCUUGGCCAUCCUGAGACCAGGGGAGCAUCCUUAGCCCACUGGUCACCCGUGCCCUCACCAUGUUGCAGACCCUGCCCCUCCUCCUACUUGACCACACUGCCCAUGGGGUACUGAACAACUGCAGACCAACUCAGUUACUUGUCCAGGGUCCUCCAGACUAUGAGAGACUGAACUGGGGCUCAAAUCCUGCCCAGACCUGGCUGCUGCUCAAAGGGCCCCUCCAGAAGCAGGGCCUGGAGGAGGAAACCUGACUGUCCUUUCCCCUUAGCUGGUCAAGGGCCACCUUGUUCGGCCCCACCUUUACUGUUCUCACUGGCCCAUACUCGGCCAUGGCUGCAGCUGCUGCCAUCCCAGGCCCUGAUGCCAGCCCUGCUCUGGCACAUCCUACCCAGUGGGGCACAUGCCCAGGAAAGGGAUUAUCACAUCAAGGUCUUCAGAUAACAGCCUGGUGCACAGGGAUAUAAUAGGGAGCCCUGCAGCAGGCACCCCACACCUCUCUGAAGGCAGCACCAUGAACUUCCUCUGGCUUCUCUCCUGCUGCGCCCUCCUGGGCACAGCCUUUGGCUGCGGGGUCCCCGCCAUCCAACCUGUGCUGAGCAGCCUCUCCAGGAUCGUCAAUGGGGAAGAAGCUGUCCCUGGCUCCUGGCCCUGGCAGGUGUCCCUGCAGGACAGGACCGGCUUCCACUUCUGCGGGGGCUCCCUCAUCAACGAGAAAUGGGUGGUCACCGCCGCCCACUGCGGUGUCACAACCUCCGAUGUGGUCGUGGCUGGGGAGUUUGACCAAGGCUCAAGCUCUGAGAACAUCCAGAAGCUGAAGAUUGCCAAGGUUUUCAAGAACUCCAACUACAACUCGUUAACCAUCAACAAUGACAUCACCCUGCUGAAACUGUCCACGGCUGCAAGCUUCUCCCAGACUGUGUCCGCCGUGUGCCUGCCCAGUGCCAGCGACAACUUCGCUGCCGGGACGAUUUGCGUCACCACAGGCUGGGGCCUGACCCGAUACACCAAUGCCAACACCCCUGACCGGCUGCAGCAGGCGUCCCUGCCCCUCCUGUCCAACACCAACUGCAAAAAAUACUGGGGCACUAAGAUCAAAGACGCCAUGAUCUGUGCGGGCGCCAGCGGUGUCUCCUCCUGCAUGGGCGACUCUGGCGGCCCCCUGGUCUGCAAGAAGAACGGAGCCUGGACCCUGGUGGGCAUCGUGUCCUGGGGCAGCAGCACGUGCUCCACGUCCACCCCUGGCGUGUACGCCCGCGUCACUGCUCUCGUCAACUGGGUGCAGCAGAUCCUGGCCGCCAACUGA
Bubalus bubalis (water buffalo) is the source of this 1593-nucleotide messenger RNA. Its product is annotated as chymotrypsinogen A. Bases 691 to 1593 code for a protein of 300 amino acids. Lineage: Eukaryota; Metazoa; Chordata; Mammalia; Artiodactyla; Bovidae. Gene Ontology annotation, molecular function: serine-type endopeptidase activity. Gene Ontology annotation, biological process: proteolysis. The transcript is spliced from 7 exons. The record is from RefSeq and is a predicted model, not a curated record.